Moneuplotes crassus is the source of this 2669-nucleotide messenger RNA. Lineage: Eukaryota; Ciliophora; Spirotrichea; Euplotida; Euplotidae. The record is from the annotation of a GenBank genome assembly.
AUAUUUAAAAACAAUGGAAGAGAAUAUAGACCAUAACCAGAGUGGACUUCCCAUCAAAGAGGAGGAACAGAAGGAAAUUGCCCAACAAGAACAGUUCAAAAUUGAAAAUGAGACUCAAGAAUCAGGCCCAAUUGAUAUUGAAAAUCAGCCGGAACCGGUCAAUAUGGCUGACAUUAUCAACCAAGUGCCUAAGAUGAUACCAAGUCCAGAUAUGAUAGGAGCUAUCAAGAUAAAGGAUGCUCUCUUUAUUGGCGAUGAACUUGCCUCCCAGGACCUGGAGUUUGUUGUGACCAACAAAGUCAGCCACAUAGUAAACUGAGCAGGCAGAGAAAUUCCAAACCAUUGGGAGCCUGUUGGGAUUGAGUACCUUACCUUCUAUUGGGUUGAUCAAGAUAACCAAGUCUUGUUUGAUCCUGAGGAUAAUAUCACCAAUGAGAUCCUUAAUUUCAUCGAUGAGGCACUUGAGAAUGGAGAAAGUUGCCUUGUCCACUCUAUUAGAGGUCAAAGCAGAGCCUCUGUAGCUCUCAGUGCAUACUUCAUGCAAAAAUAUAAAUGGAGUUUAUACAAAACUCUUGAGUUUUUGAAUUCAAGAAGACCAGAUCUUGAAAUUCGUGCGGCCUUUGUUUCCCAACUUGCAGAUUUUGAGCAAAAACUCAUUGCUCAAGAAAGGGGACCUCAAACAGCCAACUGGAAUGAGGUCGCUAACAAAGAAAUCGCUUUAGGUCAAGACAAGUUCUAUUCAGAUGAAGAGCUAAUUCUUCGAAAUACUUUCCUAAAUGCUCAGCUUGGUUUCAGUAAAUCGUUCGAUAAAGUUCCUGAUAAAUCGGACAUUGAACCUGAACCAGCUUUAAAAGAAGAAUUCACUCAGUCAAAGAUUAGAUGGAUUGAUAAUAACGAGAACAAUAAAGAAAAGCUUAGGACAAACAACUCAGAAGAUGAUCUGUUAUGCCAAGAUAGCAUCAAAGAAGUUAUCUCUCAUAAAGCCAAUUCUCACCAAAAAUCUAUCAUAAAGCCUUGGAAAGGCUCUGGUUUGGAUAUUGGUAGCAAAUCUGUCUGUCAACCCUCUCAACAUGUAGAAAAGGUGAUUCAAAAAGAAGAUAUCUCAGAUAAUCAUUUCAAAAGUCUCAAAAACAAAGGUGAUCCCUUAGUCCUGAAUGAUAUUAAUGACGAAACUGAAGAUGAUAAGUCUGAUCUCCGAGUGUCUCAGACCCAGAUAGUACAUCAAGAUCCCAAAGACAACAAGUUAAUUGAACAAUUUUACGAGAACAGGCCUACAAAGAAGCACUAUGCGCCUAAAAAGGAUCAGAAAGCCAAUAACUCAGAGCCUGUCGAUCUCAAGAAGAGGAUAUUUGUUUCUAAGAAGUCCACCAGUCCAAAGAGAGGCAAGAAAAAGAAUGUAGAAAAACCUCAGAGCAAUGGCUCUGCUUUCCAAGAUGAUUCCCAAAACACUAGCCAAAAAGACGUAAUUGUCCGGCGAAUCAAGAAGAAAGGAGACAAUCCUAAAGCUGCUUAUAGCCAGAAUAUGGGAUUCGUGCAUAAAUAAGUCGAAUUCUGAAUCGAUGAAUGAGGAUAAAAAGCACUCCAAAAAGAACUCAAUUGUAUCAUAUCCAAAUGCAAGCAUGAAGAAGGAGGACAAGAUGACCAGGAAGGAAUUUAGAACUCACAAAUAUCAAAACGCACUCGAAAAGUUUAAUGAAUUUAAGAAGGAAAGAGAAAUGCUCAGGAAGAACACUCCUAUUACUAAGUUCAGAAAAAGCAGUGCUAAAAGGAAAAACAUUAAGAAUAAUCUCCAAAAGAUGCAGAAACCCAAGUCCUUGGCGAUGAUGAGAACCCAGCCGCUUAAUAACAACUAUAUUGAUUUUAAAAAUACUCAGGACCUUACUAAGCUGAUUCCUGAUAGACAUAGCGCUAUGUCUUUGCAGAUCGGAGGGGGGACUUAUAGUCAGUACAAGAACAAAACAAAUUCAAGGAUUACACAGAAGGCUAAAUCACGGGCUGGAUCAAGUCAGGGGUUUGCUGGUUCCAAAAAUUUUGAGAAUAAUAUCAACUAUGCUAAUUAUCAAAAAAUUUACUCAAAUGUUGGGCAACCUAUCAGAGCAAUUCAAAGGAAACACCAUAAAUCUAUGGGGAAAAAGAUUCCAUCCAUGGGAGAGCACUCUCAGGGGAGAAAAGAAGUUAAGAGACCACCCAGUAAUAAAAGAAAAUCUUAUUCAAACAAACCCAAGAGGCCUAUCUCUCCCAAGGCUGGGGCUUUCUACGGCAAAAUAAUGGGUGUUGAGAGGCCAAAAUUUGUUAACAACUCUAAGCACCACAAAAUAGCUUCUGCGACUCAUGGUUUUGAGUUUUAUAAUGCAGAAAAAGUAUAUAACGACACUAAGCAAAUUAAAGUUACUCAGAAUAAGAAAGUCAACUCCAAAAAGGGCUCCAGAAUUAGGUCAGCUUCUCCAGCAGUCCUGAAUCCAAAUGUAGCUAAUGAGAAGAAGUUUUAUAUCCCUGGGGUAGUGCCAACCCAUGGAAUUGGAGUGACAGGCAACAAGAUAAAGAUUUCGAAAGGUGAUGUUAUGCAUAAAAUCAUCCCUGGAUCGGUUAAUCACAAGAAGAAAAUGAGGAACAAGAGUCUCUCUAAAACAGCUCAAUAUAAGAAUCCUUUGAGAGGUUUACAGUAUUAA